Molecule: messenger RNA, 2868 nt
Organism: Cariama cristata (Red-legged seriema)
Lineage: Eukaryota; Metazoa; Chordata; Aves; Cariamiformes; Cariamidae
Gene: PDE3B
Product: phosphodiesterase 3B, cGMP-inhibited
Exons: 16
Biological process (GO): signal transduction
Cellular component (GO): membrane
Molecular function (GO): 3',5'-cyclic-AMP phosphodiesterase activity; protein kinase B binding
Source: RefSeq, a predicted model, not a curated record
AUGAUACUUUGGGAUUGGGAUUUGAAGCAGUGGUACAAGCCCUAUUACCAGAAUGCUGGCGGUGGAAAUGGAGUUGAUCUUUCAGUACUAAACGAGACUCGGAGCAUGCUAACAGAUCUCCUGACUGACCCAUCCCUUCCACCACAAGUGAUUUCUUCCCUUCGAAGCAUUAAUAGCUUGAUUGGUGCUUUCUCAGGCACAUGCAGGACAAAGGCUAGUCCAUUCACACCAUUUCAUGGUUUCUUCCCCUGUCCUGAAAUAGAAGAUCUUGCUGAGAAAGGAGAUCGAAAGCUGCUCAAGGGAUUAAAUAGCAGGAAUAACCUGCCAACACCACAGCUGAGAAGAACUUCAGGAGUUUCUGGCAUUCCACCUAUAGAAUCAACAUCAUCUAGAUGGGAACGGAGUAACAGCAAGAGGUCUCAUCAGGAAUAUAACACAUCAAGCCAAGGAUCUCAUUCAAAUGGGUCUUUUGGUGCAAACUUGCUGACAAUACCAAAACAAAGAUCAUCUUCUAUGACAUUGACUCAUCAUAUAGGUCCCAGACGAGCAGGUGCUUCUCCUGGCCUGAGUCCUCUGGCUUCACCUAGUCAUGGAUCUGUCUCCAGCGGGGCUUUCAGCAGCUGGUCACCUGUAGAAUUUCCUGAUACUGCUGAUUUUCUUACAAAACCAAGUGUUAAUAUACAUAAGCCUCCAGGAUACACAUUUAGUUCUCCAGAUUUUCAGCAGCAAGUUAAAACACCUGUAGGUUAUAUGUGUAGCAGCUGUGGACGUCAGACACUCAAGCCUGUUCCAACACCAGAACCAGAAUUUGUGGAAUAUAGAGACAGAAACUCAGGUGAAAUUGGAAGUGCUAGUGUUUCAAAAGAACCUUUCCACCAUACAGAGAAGAAAAAAGAUGAAAGGAAGGAAAUGAUCAAUCAAACACAAAAUAAUCUGCUUGUGGAGGAGAGUCCUACAUUAGAAACAAUGUUAUUAGACCAUGAUUCACUAAUGGAGAAGAUGAACAAUUGGAAUUUCCAAAUUUUUGACCUUGUACAAGAAAUGGGAGACCAGUCUGGAAGGAUCCUUAGCCAGGUAACUUACACCUUGUUUCAAGACACUGGUUUGUUUGAAAUUUUCAAAAUCCCAACUCAAGAAUUUAUGAAUUACUUCUGUGCACUAGAAAAUGGUUACCGAGAUAUUCCAUAUCACAAUCGUAUACACGCCACAGAUGUCCUUCAUGCAGUAUGGUAUCUGACAACACGGCCCAUUCCUGGAUUUCAGCAAAUUCAUAAUGAGCUUAUAAUGGAAAGUGAUAUGGAUGAAGCCAGUGGUAUUGCCCCAGUUCAAAUCAGCUAUAUUUCUUCAAAAAGCUGUUCUAUCGCUGAUGACAGUUAUGUAUGUGUGCUCCACACCUACUACCAAGAGUGCAAGGCUGUUCUCUACAAUGACAGAUCUGUCUUAGAAAAUCACCAUGCAGCUUCUGCCUGGAAUCUUUUCUUAUCACGACCAGAAUACAACUUUUUAUCAAAUCUUGAUCAUGUGGAAUUCAAGCGUUUUCGUUUUUUAGUGAUUGAAGCAAUCCUUGCCACAGAUCUCAAGAAGCAUUUUGAUUUCCUUGCAGAAUUUAAUGCCAAGGUCAAUGAUAUCAACAGUCAUGGUAUAGAAUGGAGCAAUGAAAAUGAUCGCCUGCUGGCCUGUCAAAUAUGCAUCAAACUGGCAGAUAUUAAUGGCCCAGCAAAAGUUAGAGAGCUGCAUCUGAAAUGGACAGAAGGCAUUGUUAAUGAAUUUUAUGAACAGGGUGAUGAAGAAGCAAGUCUUGGAUUACCUAUAAGCCCCUUCAUGGAUCGUUCUUCUCCACAGCUUGCAAAACUGCAAGAAUCUUUCAUCACUCACAUAGUUGGCCCCCUUUGUAAUUCCUAUAAUGCAGCUGGGUUGCUUCCAGGGCAAUGGAUUGAUGAAGAGGAGGAGGAUGCAGAAAGUACUGAUGAUGAUGAUGGAGCACAGCUAGAGAGCGAUGAUGAAGAAAUGGAAGAUGAUCUUAUUUUAAAAGCGCAAAGAAAAAAAGGUAGACGAAUAUUUUGCCAGCUAAUACACCAUCUCAGCGAAAAUCACAAAAUAUGGAAGAAAGUGAUUGAAGAGGAAGAAAAAAAUAAAGCUGAAGGAGCUAAACUGCUGACUGAGAUCUCAUCUUUACCUCAAGCAGAUGAAAUUCAGGUUAUUGAGGAAGCUGAUGAAGAUGAUGAACGACAAGUAGGAGAAGAUAAGACAUGCUAAGAAAACUUCAGUGGUGUCCAGUAUGAUGAUAGCCUAUUUUUUUUUCCACUGUGCUGACUUUAGCCUGAUACAGUUCACAUAAAAUUGAAAGGCCUUAAUACUGUGAGAGGAUUCUUUCUACUCUAGUGGAAUCCCACUCCUAUGCACUUUCGCCACACAGAAUAUGAAACUUUAUUCAAAGAUUGAGUAUUGUAUACCCUGAUGCAAAGUUCUUUAUGCCUUAUUUGGUAUAAAAUAUCCUGAUAUAAUGCUGCCUUGCUGAAUCUGGAACUCUUGUUUUCCUUGAGGUACCUGCAAUUUUUAAAAAUAUUCAGUGACUUCAAUUACCAAAGUGGCAAGAACUUUUUGCUAAUAAGGAAACAUGGGAUGAAUCCUAAUAUUGUCUUCAGUUGUUUAUUUCAUGUUGUUUUUAAACAUGAAUGAGAAAAAGUCUGUGCCUAUAUGAAAACUAUGUUACUGUUGCAGUGCCAGCCUGUUGUGGGGUGUCUACUUAGUGCAGUAGUGUGCUUAAUGUAGUCAUCUCAGAGCAACUGUUCAAGGACUGUGACAUAAAUGCUGAAUUCUGAUAUUUGUGGUUUAAAAAAGGAAAAAAAAAAAAACCAGGUGCAUCUA